Molecule: messenger RNA, 1963 nt
Organism: Andrographis paniculata
Lineage: Eukaryota; Viridiplantae; Streptophyta; Magnoliopsida; Lamiales; Acanthaceae
Product: polyamine oxidase 1-like
Exons: 10
Coding region: 93-1580 (495 amino acids)
Biological process (GO): polyamine catabolic process
Molecular function (GO): polyamine oxidase activity
Source: RefSeq, a predicted model, not a curated record
GUUUCCUGCAAUUGCCUCACCGCUCUAAUCUUUGCCAUACCUCUUUUGAAUUUUCCUCAUCGCUCAUCUCUUCCAAUCGGUUCUCGCCAUCCAUGGAGGAUUCUCCCCCAUUUUCCGUCAUCAUCGUCGGAGCCGGAAUUUCAGGAAUUGCAGCGGCGAAAGUGCUGGCCGACAAUGGGGUGGAAGACGUGCUGAUAUUGGAAGCGGCGGACAGGAUUGGCGGUCGGAUACGGAAGGAGGACUUCGGCGGCGUUACGGUCGAGGUCGGGGCAGGUUGGAUUGCCGGAGUCGGCGGGAAGCAGUCGAAUCCGGUUUGGGAACUCGCUCGCGAAUCCAAUCUCCGGACGUGUUUCUCCGAUUACAGCAACGCGCGUUAUAAUAUAUACGAUCGUAGUGGGAAGAUAUUUCCGAGCGGUAUAGCGGCGCAUUCCUACCAGAAAGCGGUGGAAUCAGCGAUUCAAAAGCUACAAAGCCAAGAGUCAAAUCCAGAUGUCGACACAUCAACCUCGUCAGCUCCAAAGAGUCCGAUAGAGCUGGCAAUUGAUUUUAUUCUGCAUGACUUUGAAAUGGCAGAGGUGGAACCAAUAUCGACAUACGUGGACUAUGGGGAAAGGGAGUAUCUGGUAGCGGAUGAAAGAGGGUACGAGCAUUUGCUGCACAAGAUGGCUGAGACUUUUCUUUUUACCUCGGAAGGUGAAAUCUUGGACACCAGGUUAAAACUCAACAAGGUAGUUCGGGAAUUGCAGCACUCGAGAAACGGCGUGUCGGUGAAAACGGAGGAUGGCUGCGUUUACGAAGCCCAUUACGUGAUUUUGUCAGUUAGCAUCGGAGUUCUUCAGAGCCACCUCAUCUCCUUCUCCCCACCUUUACCCAGAUGGAAAACAGAGGCCAUCUCCAACUGUGACAUAAUGGUUUACACCAAGGUUUUCUUGAAGUUUCCGCGUAAAUUUUGGCCUUGUGGCUCCGGUAAAGAGUUUUUCAUCUACGCCCAUGAGAAACGAGGAUACUACACGUUUUGGCAGCACAUGGAGAACGCUUAUCCGGGCUCCAAUAUCCUCGUUGUAACAUUGACCAAUGGAGAAUCAAAGCGAAUUGAAGCGCAAUCCGACCAAGAAACUAUGAAGGAAGCAAUGGAAGUGCUAAGAAACAUGUUUGGGCAGCAUAUCCCCGAUGCCACAGACAUACUUGUUCCGCGAUGGUGGAAUAGUCGCUUCCAACGUGGCAGCUAUAGUAAUUACCCGAUCGCUGGGAAUCAACAGCUUGUAGACGACAUAAAGGCAUCCGUCGGACGCAUAUUUUUCACAGGCGAACAUACAAGCCAAAAAUUUAACGGAUUUGUGCACGGAGGCUUCCUUUCAGGGAUCGAUACUAGUAAAGCUCUGCUCAAAGAAAUGAGGACAUCGGCGAGGGACAAGAAGGGCGAAAAUCAAUCUAAUUUCUUGAUAGAGCCUCUGAUCGCAUUGACGGGAACUUUAGCUCAACCAGAUGCUGCUCUACCCGAUCUCCACAAGUUCGACAUCCCCAGACGGCAGAUGUUCGUUCAUACCAGUAAGUUGGGCGUUGGAGAGGCUAUACUGUGACACGACAAAAAUUUUCGCCCGGGAAAUGAAUAUUUUCUUAACAACCUGACUGACUGCUGAUUGAUGACAUUUGCAUUCAUAAUCAUUCCGGACAUGAAAACGAUGAUCGGUACCGGAAAGGAAAGCGAAGGGUACAGAGCUAGGUUUGUGUAGGUAACAUAAUGGUGGUGAACUCCAGAUUUUCGUCACUUUGAUUUCUACAUUAUUGUUUUGAUGUACAGAAGUCGUUAUUCGAUUUGCUUUAGAUGAAGGAAUUUCUUGUUUGGAGUUCAUUUGAUUACAAAUUUAUUUAUUGUGUGAGAAGCAAUGUGCCUGUGGUGUGUUGACUCUUGCCACUUUGCGCGUGUUACGAUACUAUGUUGCCGAGGAUGAUCAUCGAUGUA